UGUUGAUUGUAAAUAAACUUAGUUAUUUCAAGAUUUAUGAAUAAAAAGUGCUUAAAAAAUAAUGGAAACUAUUUUAAAUUUGUGCAGAAUUUGUUUGAAAUCAGAUACCAAUGUAAAGUUGGUAAAUUCUUCAACGAUAAACCGGUUUUUGAGAGACUUUUUAGAAGUGAAGAAUGAAAUCUCGGAUAUAAGACUCUGUGUAUGGUGUGACGUUGGUAUAAACAAGGCAAGUCACUUAAUAAAAACCGCUGAAGAAUCAAAAACUAUUUUGGAAAAUUAUAAAAAAAAAUCUUAUAAAAACCAAAACAAAUUUAGAAGUACUGGUAUAUUUAAUUUAAAAUACACGCACAAUAAGCACAUAGACAUACCUCCAGUAAAAAAUGAUGAAACAUUUCAUGAAGAAAGUAUAACAAUAAUCAAUAAAGAAGAAAAUUUCGUUUCUGAAGAAUCUCUGAAGAAUGGUGUGGAAGGAAUAAAGAAUGAAGCUGAUGUUUUUGAUGACGAAGAUAUUACAAUAUCAUGCCUCGAAGAUGAUAUUUCUGAAGAAAAUAAUCGUGAAGAAAAGGCCACUAAAGUUCAUGAAGAAAAAAAUAUUUCUGAAGAAAGAAGUAAGAAUAAAAAACAAAUAGAUUAUAAAGAAAUGAACUUUGAUGUUAAAUAUCUUAACCAUGAAGAACAAUUGAAUGAAAUAGAAAUGAAGAAACAAACAGAAAGGUUUAUGAAUAUGAAGUUUAAAUGUGAAAAAUGUGGAAUUGGGUAUAUGUUUGAAGAUGUUUUCAAUGAACAUAUGAACAGGCAUAGUCAGGUAACACCUCACAGGUGUCAAAUCUGCGCUCUCUACUUCAAAUCCAAGGAGGUGCUCUCCCAACACCGACUAGCUCAUCGCCGCUGGUUCGUCUGCCUGCUCUGUGGCGCCAAGUUUACAAGAUGGCGGCUCUGUGUACUACACAGAAACAACUGUGACUAUGUACAGCAUAUAUCCAUUAAUUUUAGCGACAUGUCUCGUAUUCUUCAUAAAGGACUUCACAAGGAGAAAAAGUAUGCGUGUAACAAUUGUGAUAGACGGUUUGCGACUAAACAUCGGCUUACUGUACAUAUUCGUACUCACUCCUCUCUACGCAUGUAUGUUUGCACUAUCUGCGCACGAGCAUUCUCAACACAGUAUAACCUGCGAGCGCAUACGCGCACUCAUUCUCAUAAUAUACCGACGUAUUACUGCGUUGAAUGUGACAAGAGGUACAAGUCGCAAAAGGGGUUGGACAGACAUUACAGAGAGAGUAGGAGGCAUUUGACAGAUGAGGAGUUAAGAUUCACAUGUCCAGAAUGUUUCAAAAGAUUUACAAAAGAGAGUCUACUCAAUUCCCACGUAAAUACACGUCAUUUAACUACGCACAGAUGCGACGUUUGUGACAAGACAUUUUCGAGUAACACCAAUUUGAGAAAACACGUUCGUUGCGUGCACGCUAAGGAGAAAACAGAGUGAAACAACCUACGUGGGUUCGAUUAAAUAUUUGUCUGUAAUUAUACAUUGUUUUAAGUUUACGCGGUUAUUAUCAUAAUUAAAACACAUAAUAACGGGUUCUUACUUUAAGAAAGAGGGUAGACAGAUAUGUCUGCCCGUAGAAAAUUAUGGAUCUACCUACUCCACUCCGAUCUCAUCAGUCAUCCUGUGAUCAUGGCACUUGCAACAGUGUCGAAAUAUCGGGAGUCUCAUAUCCCCAUUUAAACGCGGUAAGAACCCGUUAUUAUGUGUUUUAAUUAUUGUCUGUAAUUGUUUUAAUAACGUUUUUUUGUCCAAUAAAUUGAUAUUUUUCUUGUA
Pectinophora gossypiella (pink bollworm) is the source of this 1819-nucleotide messenger RNA. Its product is annotated as zinc finger protein 846-like. Gene Ontology annotation, cellular component: nucleus. Gene Ontology annotation, biological process: regulation of transcription by RNA polymerase II. Bases 62 to 1483 code for a protein of 473 amino acids. Gene Ontology annotation, molecular function: DNA-binding transcription factor activity, RNA polymerase II-specific; RNA polymerase II cis-regulatory region sequence-specific DNA binding. The transcript is spliced from 7 exons. The record is from RefSeq and is a predicted model, not a curated record. Lineage: Eukaryota; Metazoa; Arthropoda; Insecta; Lepidoptera; Gelechiidae.